CAGAAUGCUCCAUAUGGCGUAGGCUCGGGAAAUAUCGUUUUAGAUGAAGUUAGCUGUAGAGGUCCAGAAACUUCCAUCGGAUGUUGCGUCCACAACGGAUAUAUGGUGCAUGACUGUCAACACAAUGAGGCCGUCGGAGUUGUAUGUUUCUCCGUACACUUGGUUGGAGGGUCAACGCCAAGAGAAGGGCGUAUAGUUGUGACACUAGGAACCACAGAGGGAUCUGUUUGUGAUGAUUCCUGGGACAACGACGACGCCAGGGUUGUCUGUAGAAUGCUGGGAUAUAGUGGUACUGCAGAGGCCGUCUCAUCGGCGCACUUCGGUGAAGGAAGUGGACAGAUUUGGAUGGAUGAUGUCAACUGUAGAGGUAGUGAGACAUCUCUUGCAAAGUGCUCCUUCGCAGGUUUUGGUAGACAUGGCUGUUCUCAUUCCGAAGAUGCUGGUGUCAUAUGUCAUUAAACAUUUUCUAUAGUUAUAAAUGUACAUUUUAUAUACGUUUUAUACAUGUUGAUUGUU
This is a messenger RNA of Magallana angulata, 516 nucleotides long. Its product is annotated as neurotrypsin-like. The transcript is spliced from 3 exons. Gene Ontology annotation, cellular component: membrane. The record is from RefSeq and is a predicted model, not a curated record. The coding region runs from base 103 to 459 and encodes 118 amino acids. NCBI's taxonomy places the organism in Eukaryota, Metazoa, Mollusca, Bivalvia, Ostreida, Ostreidae.